AUGAAGGAAUUAGAAUUAUACCCAGACAGGUUUCAGACAUUUUAUGGAAUGGAAAAAGAGACUUAUAAUAUUUUGCUUAAUAAAUUAAGAACUCGUUUAACGAAACAGUGGACCAAGUUCAGCGAACCAAUAAGCCCGGAAGAAAGAUUGCUCAUCACUUUAAGGUAUUUUGCAUCAGGCAAUUCAUUUAAAGCGCUGUCAUACUAUUUCUUGAGAGGUCCGACAAGCAAUCGCAGAAUUGUUCAUGAGACAUCACAAGUGAUUUGGGAGCUAUUACAACCAGAGUACAUGCCGAUACCGACUACAAAUAAAUGGAUAGAAGUAGAAAAUCGCUUUUAUGACCUAUGGAAUCUACCUAAUUGCAUCGGAGCAGUUGAUGGGAAGCACAUUAUGAUACAAUGUCCACCAAGAUCAGGAUCUGCUUAUUACAACUAUAAAGGAUAUUAUUCUAUAGUUUUACAAGGAGUGGUGGACGCCGAUAGCAUGUUCAUAUGUAUCGACAUUGGAGAAUUAGGUCGAAAUAGUGAUGGUAGAGUACUAAAAGAAAGCAGUUUCGGGAACGCACUCGCACAUGGCAAUCUAAAUUUACCUGAACCAUCUCCUUUACCUGGUGAGGAAAUAAACUUUCCCUUUUAUUAUGUUGGAGAUGAAGCGUAUGCUCUAACCAAAAACUUUAUGAAACCCUAUACUCGUAAUCAACUGACAAAUGAAAGAAGGAUGUUAAUCAUCGUCUUUCACGUGGUCGCAAAUCAGUGGAGUGUACAUUCGGAAUGUUAA
Parnassius mnemosyne (clouded apollo) is the source of this 777-nucleotide messenger RNA. The record is from the annotation of a GenBank genome assembly. NCBI's taxonomy places the organism in Eukaryota, Metazoa, Arthropoda, Insecta, Lepidoptera, Papilionidae.